UCUCUCUCUCUUUCUCAUCUCUACCUCUCACCAUUUCUUCGAUCGUCGCACUCUCCCUCUAAAUUCCUGAGAUCUGAUCACUCUCCCACUCUCAAUUUCCUAUAGUCUGAUCUCUCUCUCUCUCUCUCUCUCUCUCUCCUGGAACAAUGGAAAAUGCGCUCGUUUCAAUCGUUAUGGAGAAACUUGGAAAGCCACUUGUUUCAAUGGCUAUGAAGAAACUUGAAAAAGAGGUGAGAUUAAUUGUUGGUGCCAAAGUAGAACUUACAAAGCUAUCUUCAACGUUCAAAUCCAUUCAAGCAGUUCUUAAUGAUGCAGAGAGAAAGCAAAUUACUGACAAAAGCGUGCGAGAUUGGUUAGAGAAGCUCAAAGAUGUGGCCUACGAUAUGGACGACGUGCUAGACGAGUUGAUUCUAUCAGCAGAAGAAACCGAACCAGGGACUGACGUCGGCAACCAUCCACGUUUUGGAAACCAGUUGUGGGCGUGCUUAUUUUCACUCUUUUCCUGCUGUGGUUUAGAAGAGUUGAUAAGGUUGGCCCAUGAAUCAAGGACAAAUGGCGACCAAACUGAUGAUGGUGGCAUCAGAGGUAGUGCGCUUGAUUUCCUGCCGACAUUUCUCAGUAAAGUCGAAUCACAGCGUGAUUUAGCUCAUCAGAUAAAAGAAAUAAAGGAGAGGUUAGAUCAGAUUGCAGAUGAAAAGAAUAAGUACGGUUUUAGGGAGAACAGUUCCGGUGGAGAAAAAAAGGAGAGGUUAAAUCAGACAAGUUUGCUCGUAGACAAAUCGAAGAUGUUUGGGAGGGAAGAAGACAUAAAUAUCUUAAUAAGCAAGUUGGUAAGCGGGAGCAGUUGUGAGGAGGAACGGAUUCAUGUCAUUUCGAUCGUAGGCAUUGGCGGUUUGGGGAAGACGACUCUUGCUCAAUUGAUCUGCAAUGAUGUGAAAGGGUGAAGAGCCAUUUCCAUAAGGUUCUAUGGGUUUGUGUUUCUGAUAAUUUUGAUGUCGUCAGGCUUACCAAAGCAAUUAUACAAGAUGCAGAACGGGAAAAUACUCCGCUUACUGAGCUAAACCCAUUGCAAAAUAAGCUUCUCGAGACAUUACAAGGAAAACGGUUCUUGCUUGUCCUUGAUGAUGUGUGGAACGAUAAUAGUGACAAGUGGGAUGAACUAUGGCUUUCCUUCCAAAGCGGUGCUCCUGGAAGUAAAAUUUUGGUCACCACCCGCAGCAAGAAGGUUGCAAAUACAUGCAUGCCGUCCGCUUGCAUGCAUGAAUUGAAAGCUUUAUCCGAUGAUGAUUGCUGGACACUGUUCAGUAGCAGAGCUUUCUCUGGGAGGAAAGUGGAAGACUGCCUGGAAAAGAUCGGAAGAGAGAUAGUCAAGAAGUGUAAAGGAGUGCCUCUUUCAGCAAAGGUAAUGGGAAGUGCGAUGCGUUCGAAGACGUCCACACAAGAUUGGCAGAAUAUCUUGGAAAGCCGAACAUGGGAAAUACCAGACAUCGCGAAUGGUAUCUUACCAGCUUUGUUGCUGAGCUAUUAUAAUCUGCCUCUCCAUUUGAAGCCGAGUUUUGCAUAUUGUUCAAUAUUUCCGAAAGAUCAUAAGAUGGAGAAGGAUAGAUUGGUUCAGUUGUGGUUAGCUCAGGGUUUCAUCAAGCCGCAGGGAAGAAGAGAGAUGGAAGCAAUUGGGGGAGAGUAAUUUGAUGAUCUACUGAGGCGGUCUUUGCUUCAAGAUGCGUAUGUAGAUAAGGAAGGAGUAACUACCUGUAAAAUGCACGAUCUGCUUCACGAUCUCAUCCAAUUCAUUAGAAAGAAUGAGUGUUGCAUCUUUGAGAAUGGGAAGACGGACACCUGUUACAGUCCGUCAUUCGUCAUUUAUUCCCACCUGGGAAACCUCACACAUUCCUGCCCCUCUAUGUCAUGCAAAAAAAUUGCGAACAUUACUCCAAAUCGGACCUUCGGUAAUUGAUACCAUCGCUAAUAAUUUAUUCCAAUGCACUAGGUCCCUUAGGGCAUUGGAUUUCGCUGCUUCUGGCUCCAGAAUUAAAGAGUUGCCAAACUCACUUGGGUUGCUGAAGAAUUUACGAUAUCUUGACUUGUCUUAUUCAGAGAUAGUUGAGUUGCCGGAAUCAGUGAGUAGUCUCCGCAAUUUGCAGACCUUGAAGUUGAAUUGGUGUGACUGCCUCGAAAGACUGCCAAGUGGGAUGAGUGCAAUGGUCCGCUUAAGACAUCUGGAAAUUGAAGGCACACGGGCACUGAAGUACUUACCGGAAGGGUUGGGGAGAAUAAGUUCCCUUCGAACGUUGAGUAGGUUUAUCGUGGGAGGCGAUGGAGGAUGUAAGAUUGGAGAGCUGAAGCGACUUGACUCUCUCCAAGGAAAGCUAGAAAUAGAACACUUGGAGAGAGUGGCGAGCGUGAAUGAGGCUAAGGAAGCACAACUGGAGAACAAGUUACAUAUUCGUGUGUUGACUCUUGAAAUGUCAGGAAAUGGUGACGUGGAGAGGAUGGAAAAUGUAGUUGAAGCCCUCCGGCCGCCACUUGCUAACCUAGAGCACUCGCAAAUUUGGGGAUACAUUGGUUACAAGUUCCCAACCUGGAUAGGAGAUUCAUCUUUCUCAAAUUUAGUCAGCUUGAAAUUAUUAUAUUGCGAUAUGUGUAUACAGAUGCCUGGGCUAGGGAGACUACCUUCGCUUAAAUACCUUGAAAUAGCGGCAGGUCUUGUAAAACGGGUGGGAAGUGAGUUUUACGGGAAUAGCAGUGGUGGGGGCAUAAACAUGGUGGCAUUCCCGAAGCUGGAAGAGAUCCAGUUCAAUUUCAUGUAUGAAUUGGAGGAUUGGGAGUUGAGAUUAGAAGAUGGAGAUAUAAUGCCGUCUCUACGCUCAUUAACAAUCGGAAAAUGCCCGAAAUUGAAGGCACUGCCGACACACCUCCCGAAAAGUCUAACGUCCCUCCAAAUCUAUAACAUGACGUGUCUCCCCUACGGAUGGAAACAAUUGGAGUCACUAAAGACUCUUACUAUCAGCUUUUGCUUUGAAUUGAGGUCUCUUCCUGAUGAUUUGGGACAGCUCAAGUCACUUAGGAGUCUGGUGAUCUCCUGCUGCCCUGAGUUUUGGUCAUUGCCUCAAGGGUUGCAAGGCCUUACCCAUCUCGAAAUCAAGGCCAGUCCAAUGCUGGAGAAGAGAUGCAGAGGGGAGGAUUGGGGCAACAUAUCACACAUCCCAAACAUCACGAUUGGUAACGAAAGAAUCAAAUGAGGCACUGAAGAUGAGAAGAUCCAUCAGGCAGACCAGGUUCAAAGAAUAUCACGGCCAACCAGAAGAAAAAGGAGAUAUGCUUUUAGAAUUCUUUGAAUAUCAAGCAUGGCAGAAAUGGUGGCUCAUCAUUGCAGCGACAUGUUGAGCAGAGGAAGGCAUUGAAGGAUUUCUGGUCAUUUGUUAAGCACACGGGAACACAAAUUUCUCAGGCCUGAUCACAAAGUGUGAGUAUUCAAUAUUAAAUUACAAGCUCUUAUUUGUGAUCCAUCAAAAGAAAUUGUGAGCGGUGAACAAACAUGUAUUCAGUAUUCUUCAUACUCAUGGCAUUUAUUAAAGAUACAGCUUGAGGUGAAGGAGUUAUGGAGCUCAAUGAAUGGAUUUCAUCAUAUGGUUUCAAAUGGUUCAGAAUCCAGCGAGGCAAUAGUUGAUAAGAUAAAGCUGGGAGAAGAAGGGUGGAAAGAAGGCAAUUGGGGGUAUGGUGAGGAGAGGUCCUGAUAGCGUAGCCUGGCAUAUGUGGUUAUACAUCUGGUAUUAUGAGAAGGGUUGAGGGAAAUUUUAAGGAAAGAUUACAAGAACUUGGAGGACUUGAUGCAGUCUUUGAUUUUGCUGUAAGUUGCCACUCUGUUAUGGAGUAGAUGUAUGAGGAAACCAGUCAAGUGGAAAAUGAUGCAGUUGGUGGUAUUCGGACAAUUGCAUCUUUUUGUGGAGAAUAGAAGGUAAUGGAUCUUUACCAAGAGAAAUGCGAGGUCCCAAUGAAGCAUGGAGUCCGACAAGGAAUUGUAAGUGGCAUAGGCUUCGGCUUCUAUUUCUUCGUGGUCUUCUGCACCAACACCCUCAUUUUCUAUGCCGGUGCUCAUCUUGUACAAGAUGGGAAGACAACAUUUUCCAGAGUUUUCAGGGUUUUCUUUGCUUUGAUAAUGGCAGCAUUUGGAGUCUCAUAGACCAGCGCAAUAGCUCCAGAUGCAACCAUUCACUUUUAAAUGUAGGACUGCCAUGUAAAAAUAAAUAAAUAAAUCAGUGUUUUACUAGUUUAAUGGGGCCUUUUAUUUUUUAUAUGGGAAGCAUGUUUCCUGCUCAAGUUUGUAAGUUAAAAAAUUAACUUUAUAUGGAUUGAUGUGUUUAUAUUGGUGAGUCCAAUCUGUAUUACUUACUAAUGGUAUGAAUAAAGACUUUGUUAUUUUGGCCA
Magnolia sinica is the source of this 4425-nucleotide messenger RNA. RefSeq names its product putative disease resistance protein RGA3. The transcript has 6 exons. The record is from RefSeq and is a predicted model, not a curated record. Gene Ontology annotation, molecular function: protein binding. NCBI's taxonomy places the organism in Eukaryota, Viridiplantae, Streptophyta, Magnoliopsida, Magnoliales, Magnoliaceae. Bases 1800 to 3239 code for a protein of 479 amino acids.